Symphalangus syndactylus (siamang) is the source of this 1045-nucleotide messenger RNA. RefSeq names its product ECRG4 augurin precursor (gene ECRG4). Lineage: Eukaryota; Metazoa; Chordata; Mammalia; Primates; Hylobatidae. Gene Ontology annotation, biological process: cellular senescence; central nervous system development; anaphase-promoting complex-dependent catabolic process. The record is from RefSeq and is a predicted model, not a curated record.
CCCCUAGAGCCUGUCCAUGGAAGGAGAGGCUAAGAACCCUGCUGAGAAAGUGGUCACCAUUACCUCCAUCCUGGGGCCUGACUCCAGUUCCUUACACCCGAAGAUGCUCUACUCACUACUUACGAUGUCAGCAUGUCUGCAUGCAACAGUUAAGGGUCAGAGGCUUCUAUAGGUCUGCAAGCCAGUUCGCUGGGUGAGGGCAUGUGUUCUAUCAGGCCAGACAAGGGUGAUCUGGGCAAGCUACAAAACCGGGCUGCACUUUUAGAGAGCGAAGGCAAGUUCCCCAGCGUGUGGGAGCCUGAAUCCCAUUUCUGCCUGCCUCUGUCUUCACAUGGGUGACCUCUCUGGAUCCUCUCUUCUUCUUAUAAAAACACCAGUCACUGGAUUUCUAUCCAUCUAAAUCCUGUAUGAUAACAUCUUGAGACCCUCUCAGUGAUGGGUGGCAUAAGUGGAAAUAAACUCAAGCUGAUGCUUCAAAAACGAGAAGCACCUGUUCCAACUAAGACUAAAGUGGCCGUUGAUGAGAACAAAGCCAAAGAAUUCCUCGGCAGCCUGAAGCGCCAGAAGCGGCAGCUGUGGGACCGGACUCGGCCCGAGGUGCAGCAGUGGUACCAGCAGUUUCUCUACAUGGGCUUUGAUGAAGCGAAAUUUGAAGAUGACAUCACCUAUUGGCUUAACAGAGAUAGAAAUGGACAUGAGUACUAUGGCGAUUACUACCAACGUCACUAUGAUGAAGACUCUGCAAUUGGUCCCCGGAGCCCCUACAGCUUUAGGCAUGGAGCCAGUGUCAACUACGAUGACUACUAACCAUGACUUGCCACACGCUGUACAAGAAGCAAAUAGCGAUUCUCUUCCUGUAUCUCCUAAUGCCUUACACUACUUGGUUUCUGAUUUGUUCUAUUUCAGCAGAUCUUUUCUACCUACUUUGUGUAAUCAAAAAAGAAGAGUUAAAACAACACAUGUAAAUGCCUUUUGAUAUUUCAUGGGAAUGCCUAAAAUGCAUCUCAUUUAAAAAUAGAAAUAAAGCAUUUUGUUAAAAAGAAAA